Molecule: messenger RNA, 651 nt
Organism: Amoebophrya sp. A25
Lineage: Eukaryota; Dinophyceae; Syndiniales; Amoebophryaceae
Source: the annotation of a GenBank genome assembly
CUCCUCUUCCAUACAAGAGAUCGAUGAUAGCACCGGAUGUCGCAAGAGCUGUGUUAGUUCUCCGAUGAGCGAGGACUUGUUGCUAUCAACUAGAAACUUUGGCAAAGCAGAGCUGCAGUUGCUGAGAAGCUGUAACGAUGCUGCACAAUUUGACAAUAUUACUGUUGACAACCGUGCUGACGUGUUGCAAGGCGAGCGUAGUAGAAGAAGAAGCCCAUGUCUUCAGGGAGAGCCAUCAUCUUCAUCGAGCAGAACUAAAGGAAAUUUUCUUGCGACUAGUAACUCAUCUUCCUCCUCGAUACUAGUCGACCAAGAUGAGGCUAGCGAUGAGUAUUCCUCAGUUUUAUCAUCUUCAAGGUCGUCGUCUUCAAGCGAUAUAGUGGUGCUGGACGACGACGACGACGAGGAGAGCUUUGACGAGCAAAGGGAAGUUGUUUCAUCUACAAAGCAAAGAAGAAAGCGAGCAAGAGGGAGAUUGAAGGAUUCUUCGAAUCUGCUGCGUGAUCCGAAGAGGCGCUGCUCUGAAAAAAGCAUAGUGGGGCACUACGACAACAAAACGAAAAAUCGGACAAAGGAGAAGCGUCGGGAAGAUCAAAACGUUACUCUUGUCGAAGAAAGUGACGAUGACUUAAGCAGCAGUCGUGGCGGUAG